GCUUCAGCUCCUGCCUCCUCUUUCUCCUCUCCCCAGCGGGUCCCGCGCGGGCGGGAGAACCAAGAAGGAGCGAGCUGUGCGGCUCCGGAGCAAUGGCCGCGUUUCCCGGCGGUGGUGUCGGUAGCAGCAGCGGAGUCUCGUGGCCGCGCUCCCCGCCGCGCUCCACUCUUGCCUCGGCUCUGGGUUGGGAGCUGCUGCCCGGGCUGCAGAUCCGUUCGCGCUCGGUGGAGCAGACGCUGGUGCCGCUCGUGGCGCAGAUAACCACUCUCAUUAACCAUAAGGAUAAACCAAAGCGGUCAGACAAGACUUUGAGGGCAGUCCAGCAAGUGGGCCAGGCUGUUAACUUGGCUGUUGGGAGGUUUGUUAUGGUGGGUGAAGCUAUAGCCAAUGAAAACCAAGAGUUGAAAGAGGAAAUGAAGGUUGCCUGCACUGAGGCAAAGCAAGCAGGUGAGACAAUUGCACGGCUUACAGAUGUGGCAACCUUGGAUCAUCCAGAAUCUGAUGGCCAGAUCACUAUUUUUACGGACAAAACAGGAGUGGUAAAAGCAGCAAGACUGCUGCUUUCUUCAGUGACUAAAGUGUUGGUGCUGGCUGACAGGAUAGUUAUUAAGCAAAUUAUAAGUUCUAGAAACAAGGUCCUUGUAACAAUGGAACAGCUGGAGAAAGUGAGUAGUUUUCAGGAAUUUGUGCAAAUAUUCAGUCAAUUUGGAAACGAAAUGGUGGAAUUUGCCCAUCUAACUGGAGACCGACAAAAUGAUUUAAAAGAUGAAAAGAAAAAGGCUAAGAUGGCAGCUGCUAGGGCUAUUCUCGAGAAAUGCACCAUGAUGCUGCUCACUGCUUCAAAGACUUGUUUAAGGCAUCCUGACUGUGAAUCUGCACGUGUAAACAAAGGAGCAGUGUUCCGCAGAAUGAGGCUAGCUUUGGAGCAGGUAAUAGAGAUUGUUACGGAUUCUCGGCCGAGUGGAGAGAAUGAACCAGGCCCAAUGAGCAUCUAUACUGGCAUCAAGGAAUUCAAGAAUAAAGUGGAAGGUUUGCGGGAGAACCUAUACCUUCUGUCAAAGGAGAACCUUCGGGCAAUGCUGCGGGUUGUCCUUGAACACACAGAGGAUUUUACUGAUUCUGCUUAUACUAGCCAUGAAAACAGGGAACACAUUUUGGAACUGUCCAAGCAAGCAAAGAUGGAACUGGAGCAGCUAGUGUCAGCGUGGAUGUAUGCUCAAAGUCAGAAGAAAAAGGAUGUCACGGAAGACUUGGAAUUAACCAUAUUAAAAAUGUGUCAGUGCAUGAACGAGCUUCAGAGAGAACUCCACAGUGCAGCAACAUCUGUUGCAGCAGACCUGAUAAAAUACCAUUCAGAUCAUCUCAUUUUGAAAGCGCUGAAAAUCUGCGGAGCAGAAGGAAACAUAGAAGCUGUGGCAGAGCGUAGCUGUAAGCUCUCCGAACAGAAAGAACAACUGAUUGAAAUAUGUCAUUUAUUGAGGCAUGUCUCUGGAACAGAACCACUGGAAAUUACUUGCCUCCAUGCAGAAGAUACUUUUCAUGUGACUGGCCCUCAGAUAAUCUCUGCUGCAGAAACCCUGACAUUGCAUCCUUCCAGUAAGAUUGCAAAAGAAAAUCUGGAUGUGUUCUGUGAGGCUUGGGAGUCCCAGCUGAGCGACAUGUCCCUGCUCUUAAGAGAAAUCAGUGAUGUGUUUGAAGGAAGACGAGGAGAGAAGCGUGCGUACCUGUCACUGCCCAGGCCAGGGAAGCAUAAUGCAAAUUUGAAAGCCUUAAAGCCAGUCAGACUUGAUAGUGAGGAGCAAGCGAAACUUGGGAAAUUAGGCUUAGAACUACAUAAGCUGACCACACGUGUUGACUCCGAGAUGGAGAAAUGGGAAGACCCAGAAAAUGAAAUUGUAAGACAUGGACAAGGCCUUUCCAGCAUGGCUUAUUCCAUGUACCUAUUUACAAGAGGGGAGGGACUGCUGAAAACCACUCAAGAUUUAUUUCAGCAGGCAGAGGCCUUUGCUGUAGAAGGAUUAAAGCUUGUUUCCGCUCUUCUUGCAUUUUCUAACCAGCUAGAAGAUGAUGAUAAACCAUUGCUUCUGCAGGAGAUUGACAAGAUGGUCCCUGUUUAUCAGCAGCUUCAGGUAACAGCUAAAAACCCUGUUCAGGGUAAAACUGCAACUUUUACAAAGGUGGACACCUGUAUUCAUAAAGCAAAGUAUAUUCUGGAUACACUGGCCCAAGUUCUUCCACUUAGCUGCAAGUUACUAAGAAAGCACAAAGCAGGAAAUGGCUAUCUUAGAGUACAUCAUCCUUGGAGAGAAAACGGCUUGCAUGCAGCUGUAAGGGAAGGCAGAGGCCUGGCUGGGAGAACCGACCCCUUUGGAAUCAAAUCCUUGGAACAACAUGUAGCAAACCUCACAGUUUUGGAGAACAAACAAUUCUAACGCGCUUAUUUGGGAACGAAAACAUUUCCAUAAGGGAGUUGUACACUAAGCCUCGCCCCCUGAUUGCUUUCUUUUGAGAAAGGUGAAACCAGGUUAGAAAAAGCUGUUGUAACCUUUUCACAUCUAAUAGAUGUCAUGGUACUUGGCAGUUAACGAAAGCAAAAGUCAGCUUUAAUGGCUGCAUUUUUUGCAAGGUGAAUAACUUUUUGUUCACUGUUAACACGGCUAGUUUUGCAAUCAAAUACGCUUAUGAAUGUCUUAUUCUUCAACCCCAAAGAUGCUGCUAUGGAUGCUUAAUGCACAUGAACUGGAUAGUCUUGGAUAUGCUACAUGAAAAACUACUGGUAUUUUUUGUUUUGUUUAACAGUCAUCACUAGCGUGAGCCUAGGACCUUGGUCUAUAAGUAGUUAUUGCGUAGAAAAAGGAGAGGCUGGCUAAGCCUCUUGACCCCCCCCCCCCUUCUCCUAAUGUGGCGUGCCAACAAGUUCUGUUGUCACAGAUACCACUGUUACCUCUUGGUGGGCAAUUGGGGGCGGGGGGGGGGGGGGCAGGCUACAUCUCUUAAGCGACUGAGGUCCAAAGGCAUCCAUGCCCCUUAGAAGCAUAGUUAAUUACAAGAAAGCUUUAAUGAUGAAAGCCUUCUGAAAGCCUCACUUUUCUCAAAUAUAUUUACCACCUUAUUAGCCUACAAAUAGAAGAUCGUUAGUGCUAAUAAAGCCAGCUACAGUUAAGAGCUUGCUUUUGUCUUGCUCCUUUUUACACAACUUUACAUUCAUUGAAUUUUUACGGUGCGAACUAAGCAAUUGUAUCAGAAGUCAGUUCUAAGGGGUUUAGUGAGACUAGCUCCCUAGGAUUCUAGCCGUAAAUGAAAAGUUUAGCAGGUGGUAGAACAAAGUUAUCAAUUUAAGCUUUAUCAUUCCAUUUGGAAGUAAGGUCUAGUUAUUAAGGUCAGUCACUACAAAGGGCAUUAUUUUUUCCGUAAAGACUAAAAAAUCUUCUCUAAGCUUGUUUGAGAUAUAUGUAUGCUUGCUAUACUAACUGAGAUAUCACUGAGUGCACUGGUCCUACAUUUCACUGUUUUUAGUAUCACCACUCAUCCCCCCCCCCAUCUGGAAUACUGUAAACUGAGAAUCUUAGAAAAAGAUUGAUAUGGUUACGAUAAACUAUGCCAUUCAUCUUUUACCUUAUCUUUAGGAUAGAAACUGAGCAAAUCAGUAGUAAACAGAGGAUUUCCAAUCCCAUUUGACUCCAACAUACAAAGUAGGGCUAAGGAACAAAUGUAAUUGGUAGGUAACCAUUUACCACCUACUUUCCUCUUUUCCUCUGCAACCCCAGUCCUGUGCCUGCUCCCAUCUGUGGCAUGUGUAGAAAAGUGGCAAGUGGAGGUAAAUUUGAUAAUCCCACUCAUCAUUUUUGUCCUGCCAAUUCUGGGCCCCUCUACCGCCCUGCCAGACACACUUUACGCAUCUGAAGCCAACGCAGGCUAGUGAGUGUCUAGUUCUGGCUUUGGCUAUCAUCCAUUGUACCUCACUCAGGUGUAUGUUUCAACAACAAAACCUUCAAGGUAAUAAUAUUGUAAUGAGAAAUUGAUGAUAUGCUGUAAGUUUAGGGCUUUACUAAUAAAGUAGAGGAUGAUCAUAUAGAUGGAAAACUGGUAAAUAAAAGAUUUUAUUGACAUUAGAAACAAGGCAGUAUUUUGGCAUUGCUCCUUUAAAUACAACAGUACUGUUAUGGUCGAACUGCAGUUAAGGUAUUUUGAAGUUCUAUUGAGAUCACUGGGAGAAAUUUAAGUACAUGAUUGAUACCCUUAUUAAUAAAGGAGCCUCUGGGUGCUUAAAAACUGUCUUGAUUGUGCCUCAUCUGGCUGAAAAUGAACAACUUUUCAGUCAUGUUGCUAUUCCAAAUUUUAAGUAUGAAAACCCAUAAAGUCACUUUAUCAUGGGAUAAACUGGAAACUGUCUUAAACAAUUCAUUUUUCUGCUAUGAAAUAUUUUGUUCUCAUUCUGUGUAUUCUAUCAUGUGGAAUUAAAACGUUUUGACAAAA
Elgaria multicarinata webbii is the source of this 4476-nucleotide messenger RNA. It is a transcript of the gene CTNNAL1, whose product is annotated as catenin alpha like 1. The record is from RefSeq and is a predicted model, not a curated record. Gene Ontology annotation, biological process: Rho protein signal transduction; cell adhesion. Gene Ontology annotation, molecular function: cadherin binding; actin filament binding. NCBI's taxonomy places the organism in Eukaryota, Metazoa, Chordata, Lepidosauria, Squamata, Anguidae. Bases 93 to 2432 code for a protein of 779 amino acids. The transcript is spliced from 19 exons.